This is a messenger RNA of Suillus paluster, 1191 nucleotides long. RefSeq lists its product as uncharacterized. The coding region runs from base 1 to 1191 and encodes 396 amino acids. NCBI's taxonomy places the organism in Eukaryota, Fungi, Basidiomycota, Agaricomycetes, Boletales, Suillaceae. The transcript has 3 exons. The record is from RefSeq and is a predicted model, not a curated record.
AUGGCCCAACCUGAAGUCAAUGCCCCCCCUCAGGCUAAGCUCCCCCAUGCCCAGUGGAGUGAUGGCGAGAUCACUGCCCUCGUGAAUUAUCUAUACGAGCAUCACUCAGAUGCUGAAGGGGCAGGCAACUUCAAGCCACAGGUUUAUGCUGCUGCUGGAAAUGCCAUCAACAUUGAUGAAGCUCUCCAACUCACUUGGAUGGGUCUGCCAAAGACAGAAAAAUCAACUAGAAACAAGUGGACAUGGCUCAAAAAUAUCUACUAUGCUAUUGAGAAGUACCGCAACCAGACAGGGGUCCAUUGGGACAAUGAGAAUGGGGCUGGGAUUGAAGGACCUGCGGUGGCAGUUGUAUGGAUGUUAUAUCUCAAGUCAAAUCAAUCCAUGCAUCCAUUCCGCAACAAAGGAUGGGAGCAUUACAAGAAAAUGCAGGCUAUCAUACCAUUGGGUGGCGCUAGAGGGCGGCAUGUUUUCCAUCCGGGUGGCGCUGCUCCACCUACCACCAACACUGACAGUGAGCUUGGGGGGCCAACAUCUGAGGAUGCUGCUCGCCCUACUGGCGCUGUAGCUGGCCCAUCAGGCACUACCACCAUCACCACUUCCAUUGCUGCGCAUUCCACCACCACGCAUUCUACCACUGCUAGCUCUAAUGCUGGCAAGUGCCCAUAUUCAGAAGCACUGUCGGAGAUGGAGACGGCAUCAUUUGGCUCAACACACGUGUCAUCCAUGCAACCUCCCUCCACCACCUUGGUGUCAGCCCCCCCGUCCAAGAAAGCACGGACACCAGCAGGGUCCCAGCAUAGCCAUGCCACGAAGAUCAGUAGUGCUUUGAAGGCAGCAAAGAUUACACUGGCAGCUGCUGUGGUGGGGAUGCAAGGCACCAUCAACCGGCUCACUGAUGUCUUCAAAUGGUUUGUCAAAGGAGGGCCUGACGGCGCGCAAGGUAGUGAUGACUUAGUGACACAAGCCAUCUGCGUCUUAGAAGGGGAGGACUCUGAUAUACCACCAGACCAGCAGGCUGUGCUGAUUGCUAUCCUUGGCUUGAAGGGUAACGAACAUUAUCUGAAGUUUUACGUGAACCUCCGGGACAAGCGCGGGAGGCGUGCAUUUGUGGCAAAGCUAAUUAACCAGCCAGUUGAUGCAGGGGCUGAUGCAGGGAUGCGUGGUGCUGAUGAUCCUGAAAUGAUGGGCUGA